AUGCCUACCUUCAAGCAUGUCACCUUGAACAUACAUACACCUCAGGAGCCCCCUGUUUCAACAGAAAGCUUCUCGUGGGCUAAUACCGCUCACUCGCCGUUGCCGGAAUAUGGGAAUCACCGCCUGCGUAACACAGACAAAAUCACGAGCUACAUUCCAUCUACAACCAACUCACCUUUUGCUAUCUCUAUUACUAUUUUAGAUUCAUAUCAGCCGAAGAACCAAGGUGAUGAGCGGGAGAGUCUUGCUGCCUAUGUUUACUUUGAUGGUCGCCAAAAGGAGGAGACCGCUACACUUCUUCGCCGUGGUGUUGAAACUUGGAUUAGUAGCAGAUGGGUUGAGGUGAAAGAAGGGGAACUUGCAGAAAGGGAGUUCGUUUUCAAGGAAGUCGGCCUCGAGAGCUUUCUGAGCGGCCUAGACCUCUCCAAGUCCGAGAGGGAGAGCAAUGCAAAGAACGGAACUCGCAAGGGAGUGAAUAGGCGUCACAGCAUGCCGGCCAAAAUGAAGGCCAAGACUGAUGAUGAUGAUGAGGAAGAUGCUGAUGUUGGGAAGAAGGAAUCCGUUGGUCAAAUUCGGGUAGACUUGUUCAGGGUUCGCUGUGAGGGUCCGGUUCGCAGGGGUGUUUGGGGUGGUAUGUUUAAGGAUUCUCGUGGCGAUGAAGAUGACGAAUUUGGGGGCGGGGUGGAUGUGAGCCACACUGCUGGGUUGUCGGAUCCGAAGCCCCUCGAUAGGGAGACGGUCUCGACCCAGAGUGUUAGCCACCUUGAUCCCGAGGGUGUGGUUUAUGCUAGUUUCGUUUUCUUCUAUCGCGGAGAGCGCCAGUUGAAGAAGAUGGGACUGAUCAAACCACCCGCACCUACCCGUGCUGAUUCUCUCUCGGCAGCUCCCACUAGCAAAUUCAAGAAGCAGGAUUUCGCAGCAAUGGCUUCUGCUCUUGAGUCUCUUAUCGCCAAGGGUUCUGAGAAGAAUGGAGCUUCCAAGCGCUUUAACGACUUCCGCGACGGCAACCAUGGGGUCACUAAUGGAGAUGACCUGAAACGCAAGAAUGGCAAAAAGAUUCCUGGCUUGGACGGAAGGGAUGACGAUGUUGAGAGCCUCGUGGGAGAUGAGUUGGCUAGAGAUGAGAGAGACAGCCUGCGUGAGAUGAUGAGAAGUGAGGAGGACGUGCGCCUUGAGGAAGAGCUCAUAGGUGGGGUGGAUAGGAUUAAGUUGAAACGUUCGCAUUCCACCUCCUCGCUUCGGGAUUCCGGGUCUAAGGAUAAGGCGACAACUUUUCCCCCAGAUUUUUCGGUAAAUAACAAAGCUAAAACCUUUGCGACCCCCGGUAAGGAUGCAAUCAAGAAGUCUGAGUCUGCCCAUGCCAACGGCCAUGAGCCUGAAACUCCGUUGAAGAAGAGGCGUGGAAGCGGAGAUGUCGAUGUUAAGAGCCCUGCUAGAGGGCUCGGAUUUGGCAUGCAGACUGCUCCGAUGACAGGAUUCGGGGACAAAGUCGAAUUCGGAGGAGUAUUGGCGGGGGGGAUGGAGAUGGAAGAGGAAAUCCUGUGAGGUCCGAUGAUUGGAUGGCAGCGCUGGUAGAACAGUGGUGGCGAGUCUAAUCGAUACCGACAACUAAACGAUUUCUCUUUCUGUUUCUUCCCAAAUACAAAUGGAUGGGCAUUUGUUAUGUUUACCCGUCUCUUUUUUGUUUUUUAGCAAGGGUAGUAUUGGGAGGGUAUCCUGUGUCGAGCCUGCUCAUUUGUUACCUAGGGAAAGGACUUGACAAUCACUGCAAGUUUUCUCGAGAUGGAACCAAAGCUCGGAUCACACAGUUGCGCUGUUGGAAUGCACUUUCGUGUUUUAUGUCCGUUUUUCUUUCUUUCUGACUACCCUUCCUUUUGUCUUUAUCAAACUGGGUCGGGGACAUGGCAGGAGGGAUUUAUAGACUUUUUCUGGCCUUUAUAGCCCCUCAACGCCUUUUCUUUUGUCUUGACUGCACUUUACUUCGCUUCACGUCUUUCCUUUUUGCACGCUUACCCAUUUUUGCCUUUGUUUUCAAUGUACUUUGGAUAUGCUCUGUUGGGUGUAACUUUUGUUCAAUAACUUUUUUUCUCUUCUCUUCACUCCUCCUCGCCUCGCCGGGUCUGCCGUGUGAGGAAGAAGAGGGGGACACAAUAAUUAUUGCAGCAUUUUUUCAUACCAA
Molecule: messenger RNA, 2179 nt
Organism: Tuber melanosporum (Perigord truffle)
Lineage: Eukaryota; Fungi; Ascomycota; Pezizomycetes; Pezizales; Tuberaceae
Exons: 4
Coding region: 1-1545 (514 amino acids)
Source: RefSeq, a predicted model, not a curated record